UGGGAGCGCGAGCGAUGAUGCAACCGCGGGCAACACUUGAGCUCGCGCUCAUUGGAGAGAGAAUUUGCCACAUAUGCACAUUGACAUGGCAGCACGGUCGGAUUACAGCAACACAACGCUAACGAAUGAGCACAAGCGGUUGACCCGACUUUUAAGUGUUGCAGCAUUUUGCUGAAAUAAUGUGUUUCUGCUUGGUGCAUCUGCCCAGGCACACAGCUGCAUUUUGGGGCAUUCAGCUUCUCACAAUACCAGCUUACACCAACUCCAGUUCUGCGAAGUCCGACAACUCAGGUCGGAGAGGGAGAGAGAAAGACAGUGGAAGUGGAUCCAAAUGAGCAAGCAGUUGCAACAGAAGAUAUCCAGCACAGAUCAGAACGGCGUUAGUGUUAUACAGAAUCAGCCACAUAAUAGUGCACUGAACCCAGCGGGAACUGCAGGACUACAGCAGGUUCCUCAACUAGUUCCAGUGAGUCCAGGAGGUGGGGGUAAGGCCACACCACCCAGCAAGAUGAAGAAGUCCUCUAUGGAUAAAAACAGCGAUGAGUACCGCCAACGGAGAGAACGCAACAACCUGGCCGUAAAGAAAAGCCGCAUGCGCAGCAAGCAGAAGGCACAGGACACCCAACAGCGUGUCAAUGAGCUGAAGGAAGAGAAUGAGAGACUGGAGGCCAAAAUCAAAUUGCUUAGCAAAGAAUUGAGUGUGCUCAAAGACCUGUUUCUAGAGCAUGCUCACAACCUCGCAGACAACGUGCAACCCCCUGCUUCUGGUGGAGGCCCCGGAGACCUCUGCAACAACAACAACAACAACAACAGUGGCAGUAACAGCAGCCAGUGAGGGCCUGAUGUUGGUUUGCAGUGUGCUCUGCUGUGGGCUGUGUGGAGGCUCUCUAGGCAAAUCAUUUUACUUAAUCGUAUUAUGCUUUUUCCCCUCCCGUUCCUGGAAUGUGUACUGUCCACGGUGUUUAACUUGUGCGUCUUCAGUCUGUACACUCAAAUUCGGUUUCCUUUUUCACUCGUAUUAUAUCUCAUCCAGAAUGUUACGAUCGCCAUAGCAACCGCAGAAAGUUCAACCCACGCUCUUGAUUUGAUGUGCAGGAGAUAAUUGUAAUAUCUGCCCUCCAUUCGUAAAGCAGCACGUCUCAGUGUCUUGAAACUUUGCAGUGUCUUGGAGGACCGUGGAAGCUCCUCAAAAGACAAUUUUGAAAUCUGGCCAAAGCAGGUCACGAAGAUUUAACAGUUGAUAUAAGAAGAGUAAAUGUGUUCCGUCACUCCACUCUAAUGUGGAUAGGAAGGAUUGAGAAAUGUAAAUAAUAGACAGCACUGUAGUUGGUUAACAUCAUUUUGAGUUGGAAUUGAGUAAGGAAGAUUUUCAACUGCAAAGAGUACCUAUUUUGUAUUCCUGCUUUUUUGCCUGUCAGCUUGGGUUGAUUCAAACUCUUAUUUGUUGACCAUGUCUUAGUUGAGCAAAUACACUGUUGUAUCUAUGGUAACAGACUCAAGACAGACUAAACGUAUUGCAUCAGACUCUAGGCAGCGUCUGCAUUACCAGUAGUCCUUAAAUCCCUACAGUUAAGAUCUCAAUUUUGACAAGGGUGGAGAAGAACAGAUAGAGUAGAAAAUUAGCUCUAGUGUAUAUGUCAGGGUGUUGGUAGGCAAGUUAACAAAUUAUUUCAUAACAGUAACUCCUCUGUCUUUGUAAAUACUGUUGAGAUAAGGCUGAGAAUGACUGGUGCUGAACAUUGAAAGUCAUCAAUCACCUGACGUGCCCUACAUUUAUUAAAUUAUGUAAAUUAUAAGUUAUAUUGAAAAAUGUUCUUAUCUGAAGAAGCUUUGUCUAACUAUGUUCAAUUUUGACCAUUUUGUGUCCCUGACCAGUCUCUGUGUGAAUUUACAUCUGCGGCAGCAGGUGUUGCUAAAAGUUAUUGGAGCAGCCACAUGACCUUUGCCCUCACUGAGUCUCGUAUAGCUAUGUGUUCCUGGAGUCGCUGUAGAUAGACAUUUGUACCUCAGGCUAUAUUUCAUAGCCUCACCAGACAGCCUUUAAGAUCUAUAUUCCUGUUUAGGAGGAAAUAAAAAGGGGAGGAUAAGAAAAGACAAGGCAAUCUUAUAAGAUGACUGAAGCAUCUUUAAUUCUACUGUAUAUUUUCAUUUUCUAUAUCUGAAGUUUUAAACAUUUAAAAUAAGCAUGAAAGGCAAUGCAUGAUUAGCACUAUUUAAACAACUAAUUAAAGGUCAUGCUCUAUAGAGGAAUAGCGGAUCUGCGACUGCAUACUUUUUGUAUUGUUGUAUCCGGCUGAGCUAAAAUAAAGCUAUUGUGUAAAAGUUCUUAAAAAUUAGACUUCAGUCGAUAUUUCAUGAAUAUUUGAUUGGCAUAUUUUGCUUAAGUAUGAGGGUUGCUGGGCAACUUGCUUUUUUACAUAAAUGUAUACUGGGUUUUUGUGCAUUGUAAAUUAAAAUUGAAUACAAAAUACA
Carassius auratus (goldfish) is the source of this 2472-nucleotide messenger RNA. RefSeq names its product CCAAT enhancer binding protein gamma (gene cebpg). The record is from RefSeq and is a predicted model, not a curated record. Gene Ontology annotation, molecular function: RNA polymerase II cis-regulatory region sequence-specific DNA binding; DNA-binding transcription factor activity, RNA polymerase II-specific. The transcript is spliced from 3 exons. Lineage: Eukaryota; Metazoa; Chordata; Actinopteri; Cypriniformes; Cyprinidae. The coding region runs from base 332 to 835 and encodes 167 amino acids. Gene Ontology annotation, biological process: DNA-templated transcription; regulation of transcription by RNA polymerase II.